Messenger RNA from Verruconis gallopava, 2258 nucleotides. RefSeq lists its product as uncharacterized. Gene Ontology annotation, cellular component: exon-exon junction complex; cytoplasm; nucleus. Gene Ontology annotation, biological process: RNA splicing. The coding region runs from base 68 to 565 and encodes 165 amino acids. Lineage: Eukaryota; Fungi; Ascomycota; Dothideomycetes; Venturiales; Sympoventuriaceae. The transcript has 3 exons. The record is from RefSeq and is a predicted model, not a curated record. Gene Ontology annotation, molecular function: mRNA binding.
CCUAUAUUCUUGACUUGACUGCAGGACGUUCACUCGCACCCAUAAGACAAACGAAAAUCCUCUCAACAUGGCCGAAUCAAUGGAGAUAGACGACGCGCCGCUGAAGAAAUCGUCGAGCAGCGAGCCACGCACGGCUGCAGGAGCCGUUGCUGUGCGCAGCAUCGAAGGUUGGAUCAUCAUCGUCACAAACGUACACGAGGAGGCUAGCGAGGAAGACAUCCAAGACAUGUUCGGAGAGUGGGGCGAGAUCAAGAACUUGCAUUUGAAUCUGGACAGGCGGACGGGCUAUGUCAAGGGAUACGUGCUCAUUGAGUACGCGACGUUGGACGAGGCCAAAGCUGCAAUAGAGGGCGCAAACAACACAAAGCUGCUCGACCAAACCAUCACAGUGGACUAUGCCUUUGUGCGACCACCGCCAGAGCGGGGCCAGGGAAGCGGACGAGGACGUGGAGGGGGUCGCGGGGAACGAGACAGUCGUGGUGGCAGAGGUGGAGGUCGGGCUAGGAGUAGAAGUCCGGGAGAUGACAGAAGACGGGAUAGGGAUGACGACGACGACGCUGACUGAGGAAAAGGAAUUGGCGCACCACGUCGUCAGAUCCGGCGCAAAAACAAAAGCGGGACGGGAGGGCGAAACAAACAACAGGACCACGAAACAGCUACACGGAUGGGUUUCUUUCUCUUCAUGCUCAGGAGCCAAUAAAGUAUCGUCGGCUUGCUCACUCUCCGAGCAAGUCGGCAGUUUUUGCAAGCUGCACGUGCCUUGUGAAUAUUGCUCCACGUCACUGCACCAGGGACGUCGAUAAUCAGGUGAGUGUGUCUUACGCUUGUCUGAUUUAGUCUAUCUCUACGCAUCUUCUUUCAAAGCUUCUCCUUGCCACCGACGGGCACAAUCGUACGUAUCGCUUGGAACCUGUUCUGGAACGCCCGCUGUGAAACGUUCGCCUGUGGCGCUGUCAACUCGAAGCCGUGCGUGCAUCCAGGAUAGAUAUGUAGCUCGCAGCUCACGCCAGCCUGGACAAGUUUCUUCGCAUAGUCAAUGUCCUCAUCACGGAAAAUGUCCAUGUCGCCGCAGUCAAUGUACGUCGCUGGCAGCUUUGCCGCCUGCUCGAUAGUCAUUCGAGCAGGUGCAGCUGAAGGCUUGAGGUCUGCCGCGCCGCGGCUGCUACCAAGGAUACCGUCCCAGCCCGUGCGAUUGUCGUCCGCUUUCCACACGGCGAUAUCAUCUAUGGCCGGAUCAGGAUCCACGUUGCGAUCGUCGAGCAUGGGGUAUAUGAGGAUCUGCUUUGCGAUGGCGGGUCCGUUCUUCUCGAGGUUGUAGUGCUGCGGCUCAAGUUAGCAGUGUUGAGCGUAACCGCUCCCGAGCCGCGUCAUGCCAUACCAGUAGUGCGGCGGUCAUACCCCCUCCGGCACUGUCUCCCAUGAUUGCGAUCUUUUUGGGAUCGAUGCCGAACUCAGCUGCAUGCUCAACCAUAAAGAGCAAGGCCUUGUGCGAGUCAUCUACGUUUCCAGGGUACUUGACCUCAGGCGCCAGCCGAUACUCGGCGGAAAAGAAAGGCACUCCCGUCUCCUCGACAUAUUUGCCGACAACCCCGUUGUACAUAUCAAUGUCGCCUGAAAUGUAACCCCCGCCGUGCAGAUAGAGCACACCGGAGCCACCCUCUGGUGCGUUCUGCUUCUUGUACAGGCGACACCUGAUCGACUGCCCAUCGCUGACGGGAACACUGUAAUCCUUUGUCGUGAUGUCUGCGGGCAUGGCAGGCGCUAAAGCCGCGAACAUGCCGGCAAUCAUCUGACGACGAGAUUCGACGUCGCCGACUUUAGCUGGCGGAGGUGGAGGCGCACCACCCAUCAUGGCCAUGAGGCCUGUUUGAACCUCUGGGUCAAGAGUGAACCCCAUUUCUGCGGAUACGAUGGGCGAAGGGACGAAAAAUGCUCGGCAAGGAUGGUGAACCGUGGUCCAGAGUCUCGAGUGUAGCUGUGGUGCUUCAACGCAAGAGAAAUUACCAAGCUGUCGGAGGGGGAAGUCAAGUUGUAUUUAUACGUAUUUUUUUUUAUUUCUAUGCAAUGCCCUCAGAAACCCCGCUCGGAAGCUUUCUCACAUCUCCACAGUCUUCUAUUUUAUCGGGGUGUCGGAGUCGAUUCAGGUACUGCUUGACCGUGCAGCAAACACGGCUUCGCGGCUUUUGAACCACCUUAACCCCGCUCCAGGGUUCCUUCGGCGAAAGUACACUACCGCCUCUAUCACAAUAAAAAAAAAC